AUGGCCUCACUACAGACUGAAGACACUCUCCCAGGCGGCUUGCGUUUCCUUACGCUCCAGCACGCUUAUGAAGUCGCCAAAUCGAGGGGACAAACUGAAUGUGCAGGUUCAGCUUCAUUCGGUAUCGCCAGCAAAUCUGUAGUCGUCGCCGCUGCAGCUGAGGAACCUGCUCCAGACACAGGGUCGGAAGACGACGGCCCUGACGCAGAGUCCAAGAAGUCUGGACUACAACCGCUUCACGAUGGUUACCAGAAGCUCUACUCGUACUUCCCCCCGCGGCUUGACGGCGGGAAACAGACCAUCACAGCGACCCAGACCAUCUACGCCAGCAGUGCAACCGAGAAACAAGGCCGUGAACUGAAGCCAGAGGCGACAACGAAGGAGUUUCUAGUCCAGGCGCCACAGUUCUCACUGCCAGAUGGCUGUGUACUCUCGGUCAAUCCUGCACCAGGUGGUCUCGCCACAGCAGAGACACUACCGCACGUUGUCUUCAAUGAUCCUCAUCUGCCGUGGGAGAGGCGUAUUGAGAAAGACGACGCUACGCGGCGGGAGCGCAUGCCUUGGCUCGCCCUCUUAGUCUUCAGUCCAGAUGAGCUUCAGCUCCCCAGUGAGCUUCUCCAGGGAGAAAAUUCGCCGUUUAUGGUGACAAACUUGGCAAAGGAUGCCCAAGGAAAGCCUACAACGAUCAAGCAGAGCUCUGACUUGACUAUGACUCUAUCAGGUGCUGACGUUGAGGCCUUGAACAAACAAGGCUCCAUCAUCUCACCAAUUCCCCAGCCAGAUGACGCCAAAAGCAAGACGACAGCUCUUUUUCUAAAGCCAAAGCUCUUCCAGCAGCUUGGCAAGAAGCUAGUUCUGUCAGCUCCAAAAGAAGGCCAAGCCGCUGCUGAUAUCUCGCGGUUCAAGUAUUUUGCUCAUGUCCGCCACGUCAAAACUGCAGGCAUGACGACCUCAGCCCGGUACAAGGACGGUCUCUUCAGCGUCAUAAUGUCGCACCGGGCAGGGCCGCUCUCGGCAGACCAGAAGAUGCCUGCCAUGGUGCACCUUGUAUCGCUCGAGGGAUGGAAGAACAUGGUGUUUCCGCUAUCUUCGGCUGCUCAAUACGUCGCCAUCUCAUCGCUAUACAGCUGGACAUACACGGUGCUCCCUACCGGUGGCGUCAGUCUCGAGGCUGAAUUUGAGAACCUCAAGAAUGGCUUAGGCCUCCUCAGAGCACCACAGGCCUUGAUUGACAAAAUGGAGGCAACAAAGGAGAACCAAAAUCUCAGCGCAAAGCUCGGGAAGAGGAUGAAAGAGGGAUACACGAUGCAACGCCACCGGACAAGGACAGGCGAGGUGACUAGCAGUUUUCUCAGGGCUGCCUUGGUACCUGUAGCUCCAGGUGAGCCAGCAUGGACGGCCAUGUCACGAUGUGGAAGUGACCUACAGAUCCUCGACCGUGACACGGGCAUGAUGGACAUUACAUACUCGGCUGCUUGGCAGUUGGGAAAGUCGCUGGCAAUUGCUGAUGCUGCCUUCACGACAGCCCUCACGCGGCUGUGGAAUAGUCUUCAUGGGAUAUGUCUGGACGGCGCAAAGCGGGAGGUUCUCAGCGAGACGAAUGCCUACAAGAGUAGGAAGGAUGUCCUACAGUCUCUCAAAACGUCCAUCUUGACUUUAAACGAUCUUCAGAGGGUCUCAACCCAAGAGCGACAGGAUGAACAAGGCCUGGUUCAGGAAACGCCGCUUGCUAGGCGCCCAUUAACAGAAGAAGCCGUUAGACUGGCUGUCGAUGAUACCGUCAUGCUAGAAAAGAGUGAGAAACAAGCAAAACGGCAUAUCCGCCGCAUUGCUGGGGCUAAAGAUGACAAUGGUAAUGAAUACCCUGAUGGUCAACGCCUCUACAAUGAGCUCAACGACUCUGUCUCGGCCGAGUGGAAAAUCAUCCUGGGCUGGAUCAUGGACCGCAUGUAUCUUUUCGGCAUACCACCGCCAUACCUGCUUGCAGAUCCAAGCUUCUUGCCACAGGAGAGCAUCCGAUUUUUCCACGUCGACGCCAACUGGCUCGAUGCUUUGAUCGAUGGGGCACUGAGCCUCGGCAGCCACAUGGGCGCCAGGGACGACUACAUCCGACGGAGGAUCAAGGGGGCCAUCAAUACCUAUCUCGAAACAACCGACCCAGCCACAGGAUACACGCCUCAAAUCCCAUCGUACGGGAUGCUUCUGAGAUCUGACUUGGUCUCUCGCUUUCCUGACCUCAAGGUUGAGGCGCCGAUCCCCGAAGAUGCGCCCGAGGCAGGAAGGGCGCCAAUUCUCAGGCAAGAGAUUAUUGGCGAAGGGCUGCUUCUGUGUCUCUUUGACAGAAUCCCCGGCAAGGACAACGAGAUGCCGGUUCUCGCGCUCACGCAGCCACCGCAUCAACAGACCUUUGCAUUGGGCUAUAGCCUCACGCCAGAUCGGCUCGACAUCAGGUACAAGCGCACCUACACUGUCGAGAAGGACGGAUACGAUUUUGCCAGCACGCUGCUCGAAAGGACCACUGAGCGCCGCUACGAGCCAUCUGGCUGUCCAGUCGAGUCUGGGCCGCCGCUAUUCAUGUGGGGAGCUGAAAAUGAUGCCAGAUUCCUCCUGGCGGGUGUCUGGGCUGAGGAUGUUGUGGCCGUGCUCAGAGACAAGAUGCCCAAUGACUUUACCGACACUGCCAUGACCUCGGCCGUGGCGGCGUUUCAGCUCGGCAUGCCCAUCUAUCGCUUCUGUAUCGGCGAUACAUCAAGCCUCAAGUCCUUGGAGCCAGACCCUAACCUGCCACCAAGACGAAAGGGGCUUCAGCUGCUUGGUCUUAUGCAGAAGGCAUCGGAAGAGGCAAUCCAAGCAGCAGCCUUCACCGCGCCAAUCCCGGAUCAUCCAUUGCCUCUUAUUGCGUUGGAGAGUCUCGACUCUUCCAUCCCGCCUCAUUUUCAAUUCACGCCCACGCUGCUGCAAACACCCUCCUCCGCUGCGAGCACGGCACAAACGCUGCCAAAGGCCGACACAGGGGCCGCGACAGGGCCCGAGUUUGCGUACGCUGUCCACGCCAUCGGCGCACCGUCCGGGCCGCUCCAGACGGGCCAAGGGCCACUGGACCUGGUGUUUACAAUCAAGCGGAUUGAUUCUAGCUUUCUCUACAAGGACUACAAGCUCAAACGGAUCACGCUGAGGAUCCCACGCGGCAAGAAGCGCGACAGCGGAACCGUCAACCUGCUGGACAAUUACCAGGGGCCCGGCCCCACGAUGCUGAGCAACCUGCGCUUCAACGUAUUUGCCGAGACAACAGCGGACACGAUGUUUCUACAGCUCCAGCCGCGCAGCAAGAAAGCUCUCGAGGAGGGCGUGCUGAUCAACCGGAUCCGAGAAUGCGGCUUCAUCCUGCCACUCGUCAACGUCCACAACUUUGAUCGGCAGGUGACGGUGGGCUACACUGAGGAAUGGGCAAAGCCGGCCUCGACUACACCACUGCGCAGCUUCACCAUCAAGCUGAAGCCGGCAGGAGUCUAG
This is a messenger RNA of Trichoderma atroviride IMI 206040, 3513 nucleotides long. The record is from RefSeq and is a predicted model, not a curated record. Lineage: Eukaryota; Fungi; Ascomycota; Sordariomycetes; Hypocreales; Hypocreaceae.